Messenger RNA from Pelobates cultripes (western spadefoot toad), 4697 nucleotides. Lineage: Eukaryota; Metazoa; Chordata; Amphibia; Anura; Pelobatidae. The record is from the annotation of a GenBank genome assembly.
CACAGUGCAGGUGAGGGAUAGGUAUAUCUGGGCAGACAGAUCUUCACAACCCAGCUCUCUGCAUUUAUUCUGAUACAUAAUGUCCAUAGCUUACAACCCCAGCUUGCAAUGUCAACUACCUAUUAUCCUGGCCCUUUUCCAAGGUGGUUUGCUGGUUGUGUUUAUACUAUACGUGGACUAUGAUGACCAGACCAGCAGUCUGCCUCUUUCCAACUCAACUUUACCAAAGGAUAAUCAGCUGUAUGAGAUCUUCCCGUUCUUUAAAGACAUCAAUGUAAUGCUGUUUAUUGGACUGGGCCUUAUGCUCUCCUUCCUAAAGCUCUACAGUUUUGGAGGUGUUGCCUUUAACUUCUUAAUAGCCAACUUCUCUAUUCAGUGGUCUCUGGUCGUACAGGGUUUCUUUAACCACUAUGAAGAUGGGAGGAUCAAAUUGGGAUUGGAGAACGUACUGAAUGCGGAGUUUGCGGCAGUUACUGCAAUGAUUUCGGCAGGUGCCAUACUAGGAAGAGUCAGCCCUAUCCAACUUCUGAUACUGUGUCUACUGGAGAUACCGUUGUACGUAGUGAACGAUUGGCUUAUCCACAAAUAUUUCCACAUCAUCGAUGUAGGAGGUACAGUUGCCAUUCAUGUUUUUUCAUGCUACUUUGGUCUAGGUAUUUCCCGGAUUUUCUAUCACCCUGAGCUAAGAGUAGGUCACACGAAAGAGACCACGACACCCAACUCUGACUUGCUAUCUCUCGUUGGAACACUCUUUCUUUGGAUCUUCUGGCCCAGUUUCAACUCAGUCGUGGCCAAAGCAGGAAAUGCUCAGCAUCGAGCCGUACUCAAUACAUUCCUCGCCCUCAGUGCAAGUACUCUCACCACCUUUGCUAUGUCAAGUUUGUUGAGCAAAAAGGGACAGAUAAGCUUGGUGCAUCUACAAAAUGCGACCUUGGCUGGUGGAGUGGCCAUUGCAAUAUCUGCAGAUAUGAUAAUCACCCCAGGUGGAGCAUUGGGUUUGGGUUGCCUUGCCUCAAUAUCUUGCAUUUUGGGCUUCCAGUACUUAUCCCCAUUAAUGGCCAGGAGGCUUAAGGUACAAGAUCAAUGUGGUAUACACAACUUGCAUGGGCUCCCAGGAAUUAUCGGAACCUUGGGAAGUAUUAUAGCCGUAUUGUUCAGCCCUAUUGAUAUUUCAGACCUGAGUCUCAAUGAUGACCUAUAUUACACCAAUGGCUUGAAAGAAGGAAGUUCCGCCCUAGAGGCUCUGGGAAGCAAUGGAACCUGGAACUCCAGAGACCAAGCUAUGGGUCAGGCCGCAGCUCUUGGCGUUACAUUCGGAAUUUCCCUUUUGGGGGGUUAUAUGACAGGAUUGCUCUUGAAAAUCCCCUGUUUGGUCCACCCAUCAUACGAGUUUUACUUUGACGACCAACCAUACUUCCAAAUCAAAGAUAUCUCAGAGAACAAUUGGAAUUCAAAGGACAAACACGACAGAAAUUUGUUGAUGCCAUUAAAAGAAGUUUAGAUAAAUGUACCACAAUCUCCAAAAUUUAAAGAAUUUAUUCUAAAUGUUCACUUCUUAGAUAAUGCUUGCCAGAUCCACCAUGGUUUCAUGGAAACAUACGACUGGUUCAGAAUGAUGGGCAAUGCAUGAAAUGGGCUGCCUGGAGCAUGCAUUAUUCAUUUGCUACAAAAGUAAUAUGAACUUGUCAAGGUUUCCGUUAGGGAUCUCUCCUGCAUAUCAAUAACGCAUGCUGUAAGGUUCCAUUUUUCAUGAUCCAGAACUAAAGUAAACAUCUCCCUGUGUACAGACAUAAAAGUUAGACUAAUCUUCUUCCUGAUAAUUAUAUAGGUCAUUUAAAUAAGACAAAGUCUCUUGGGCUUCCGUCCAUUCAAAUUGCUCAGACAGCAGCUGAUCCUGUCCAUAGCUGUUGCACUUUUCACAGCUGAGUGUGAGUGAGACAAAAAGGGAGAGGUCGUAAAAUGCGAUGUUUAAUUUACAGAAAACAAUUUGCAGUUUUGUUACAGCAGGAGGAAUACAUAGAGAGGUGUGUUAGACUGAACUGAUAUGAUCAGGAUGCACAGCUAGAGAUCUUCUUUUGGGACUGAUAAAGUUUACAGUGUUUGAUCACAGACUGGAGCAUUUAACCCCUUAAGGACUCACCUUCUGAAUAAAAGGGGAUCAUGACGGAAUAUUUCAAUCAUGUGUCCUUAAGGGGGUAAAGAGCAGUUGGUGGUUUAUCCACUAAACAGUGAGUAGUUAACGAACAUUUUUUUUCCCAUGUAUAAAGAAUUGGGGGAGGAGAGGGAAUUCAAAUGGGUUUUGACGGAGAUUGGUUUUCCAAUUUGGUCUAUUUUCAUCUAGAACCACAACUUUAAAAUGUUGCAAUUCUGGUCUAAAUGUUGAAAUUCACUUUGUAUUCCUGGCAGUUUUCCCUUUAGUAAGUAGCCGAGAGUGAGUGAAACGCUCACUUUAGUUAUUAAACUGAAAGUGAAUUUCAAAUUUGAGGCCAAAACAGCUGACCUUGGGAAAAAUAUCAAACCAGGUAUGCAUCAAAUUCAGCUACUUUUGCCUUCAAUUAGAAAUUCACUUUGAACUCCUGACAAUUCUUACUUUAGUGACAAACUGAAGCAAGCCUCCCAACUCUGGCGUUCUGAGAAUCGAGACGCCAGUGGGAGGGUGGUAAGGGGGCGACCGGUAAUGCAAUUGCAUCACUGCCCAUGGAGGCAGACAAUCCCUAAACAGGAGCAGGUCCACCCAAGUUGAUAAUAGAUCAGAUUCACCCAGGCUGCCUGUCCAUCAUUUAAACCAGCGAAUUGGACGCAGACCCUGCUGGGAGCACUAUUUCAAUGCUCCCUGCAUGGUCCUAGUGUCUUCAACAUGGUGCAAACGCGUCAUAUGAUGUGCUUGUACUAUGCUUGUUGGGGACAGCUGGGAACUAAGGUGGGACAGGACUUGAAAAUCAGGACUGUCCCACCAAAAUCAAAAUGUGCCUAAUUGGACAUCUUACAAAGGGCACUCUAAGCAUCACAACCACUAUGGCACACAGUAUCUUUUCUGGCGUCAGGAGACCCUUAAUACCAUCAUUUUCAAAUGGCGCCAGAGAUCUCUUGGCACCAUAAGAAGUGAAGUGUGCUGUACUGGUUAUGGCGCACAGGAGCACUCCAUGCACCAUAACCCCCACUGCAUGCUGCCAUUUUAGAACAGUUAGACUUCUUACCUGAGGCCAGACGGGGGUGCAGGGCUUACCCAUUGGCUAAGAGUGAUCAGGUGAUAAUCUCAGUCAAUGAGCUAUAUCUCUGAACAUCAGGCCUGAGCUGCGUAAGCCAACAGAAGGUCCUGUUUAGGAACCUCUGGCUGAAGUAGUGCACGCGGGAACAUCGCUGGGCAAACCCCAGGUAAAAAGUCAAAACUGUUUUAAAAACAUGUAUGUGGCACUGCAGUGGUUAUGGUGCUCGGAGUGUUCCUAUGAGUGUUCCAAUAUUUCCAAGUUAAGUACUUUUGCAGCUAUUUUUGUGUAAGUUAUUACAAUUCCCCAGGCGUUUCUCCUGGUUUAAUAACUAAUCCCCCUGGUUCCCAGUAACAGAUGAACGUGUUGAUAAUCAGAUAUAUGUCUUUAACAACAAGCAUUCCAUUUGUAAUGACAGAUACACCUUGGUAUUUACGGAAAACUCAGUACGACCAGAACACAGACCUGUUUACCUGAUGAGAUCACACGUCAGCUCAGACCCCUAAACAGUUAUUUUCCAUUAUUUUCCUGACAGUUAAACAUUAACCUACAGCAGUGAUGUUUAUCUAAAGCAUUAUGAGAUAAUUUUGCAAUUUUUUAUGAUACUGCAGAUAAGGGAAUUAAUAAUAUAUAAAUAAAUAUAUCUGGAAAAACACUGAGACAAGGACACCCAUCCUGGACUGCACGCAACCCAAACUCAAUCAUUUGCACUAGGUCUUAUUGGAAAUAAAUAAAUUAUAUAUAAUAUAGAACAGCAAUUUAAUAUAAGGCCCGCUGAUCAGGAAUAUAAACAAAAUGUCAAUUUUACACAAUAUUGUUUUUUUUCUUAAAUUCGAUUCUCCUUUAUAGAAAUAUUGGGGGGAUAUAAAGUGUUAGAGAUUAUAUGGUAUCGUUUCCCUUGACAUAUUUUUAAAAUGUCAAGGUCCGAAAUGUUCUCAUAGAGACAGAAGCAGACUUUGUCAAACACAGUAAGUGUGCCAAACAUGGAUACGUAAAAAAGCUCUUUUUAAUUGUAUUUGCUAGGGACCUGAUGACAUCUCUGUGAAUGUAACUUUCUAAAAAUGCCCUCAGAUUGUAAAUAUGACCAAGUGUGUAUAUGCCAUAAUUUCCAAAUACAGUAAGAAUAAUUACACAAUCUGUACUAUUCAGAGUUGUUAUAAAAAUCCUUCCCAUUAUCCCUGUAGUCAGCACCCUUCCUUCGUGGUUCUUAGAAUUCAGCCAUGAAGUUUGACCUACAAAAGUUUAUGUUGAAGGUAUUUACAGUCCCUCUGCAGAGAAAUGUAUUUCUCGGUACGCUAAAAAAACGGUCCUGGAGCAAAAGAUAAUUGAGCCCCUUAUAGGCUAAAUGUAAUUUUGUUCUGGCAAAGUAAGUGGAAUGUUAGCAUAGGUAUGUAAGUUGCGAGAAUGAAUGGGUUAACUCUGAUAAACAAUUGUUCGUGGUUAUCUUUGUCCCGCACAGCCAAUAAAGCAUAGCUGCAUUUCGCCUUAAAA